This is a messenger RNA of Phodopus roborovskii (desert hamster), 2940 nucleotides long. It is a transcript of the gene Sack1f, whose product is annotated as family with sequence similarity 83 member F. NCBI's taxonomy places the organism in Eukaryota, Metazoa, Chordata, Mammalia, Rodentia, Cricetidae. The transcript has 5 exons. The record is from RefSeq and is a predicted model, not a curated record. Bases 66 to 1547 code for a protein of 493 amino acids.
CUCCAGGUGCAGCGGUAGGGACGGCAGGGUCCAAGCCCGGGGUCCCGGGACUGGGCUAGGGCACCAUGGCAGAGUCCCAGCUGAGCUGCUUAGACGAGGCGCACGUGAAUGAGAGGGUGACCGAGGCGCAGGCCGCCUUCUACUACUGUGAGCGGCGGCGGGCCGCGCUGGAAACGCUGCUGGGUGGAGGCGAGCAGGCCUACCACGAGCGGGUCAAGAAGGAGCGACUGCGGGACUUCCUCUCCAGCCAGGAGCGUCAGGCCCUGCGCGCUGCCUGGAGCCCCUAUGAGGAGGCCGUCUCCAAUGCUGGUGGCAAGGCCAAGGCCAAGGCCCCAGCCGAGCCCGGUGAGUCCCUGGCCUACUGGCCAGAACGUUCAGACACAGAAGUGCCCCCGCUGGACCUGGGGUGGACCGAGUCUGGCUUCUACCGCGGUGUAAGCCGUGUCACACUCUUCACCCACCCGCCCAAAGAAGAGAAGGCACCGCACCUGAAACAGGUGGUCAGGCAGAUGAUCCAGCAAGCCCAGAAGGUCAUUGCUGUCGUCAUGGAUCUUUUCACUGAUGGGGAUAUAUUCCAAGAUAUUGUAGAUGCUGCCUCUAAGCGACGGGUCCCUGUAUACAUCAUCCUGGAUGAGGCAGGAGUGAAGUACUUUUUGGAGAUGUGCCAGGGUCUGGAGCUUGCUGAUUUCCGCAUUCGGAACAUCCGUGUCCGUUCUGUGACAGGGGUUGGCUUCUACAUGCCCAUGGGGAAGAUCAAGGGGACUCUCUCAUCGAAGUUCCUGAUGGUAGAUGGGGACAAAGUAGCCACUGGAUCUUACAGCUUUACCUGGAGCUCCUCCUAUGUGGACAGGAACCUUCUUUUGCUCCUGACAGGGCAGAACACAGAGCCCUUUGAUGUAGAGUUCCGGGAGCUGUAUGCCAUCUCUGAGGAGGUGAACUUGCACCAGCACCUGGGUCUGGCAGGCAGGCUUGGCCUCAACUACUCUUCCACUGUAGCUCGAAAACUUAUCAACCCCAAGUAUGCCUUAGUGGCAAACAGCCACCCUCCUCCAGGAGAGAUGAUGCGCUGGGCGGCCCGGCAGCGGCAGGAAGCUGGUGGCAAUGCAGAGGGACAGGAGGACAGUGGAGGUGGUGAGUCUGCCCGGCGUCUGGAGAGCUUUCUGAAUGAUCUGGUUACAAUAGAACAGGUAUUACCCACAGUGGAGCCCAUUCCCUCAAGAUUGCUGAGACCAAAGGAUGGCAGGACGGUCUCUCAGGUGCAUGUAGACCUGAGGCACAAAUCCCGAGAGGCACUCCCCCAGAAUGGCAAAGGAGAAUCUGCCAAUGGAGAGGCCACCCCAGCCAAGGAGAGCAGACGCUUGAGCAACAGGAUCUUCAGCCGAAGAGUAAAAAGGUCUGCGGUAUUGAACAACAUGACCCCCUCCACUGAGACUCUUGCGGAUGUGGAGUAUCCUCUGGGGAAGAGGCCCAACGAGGGUUCCAAUGCCAACAUAUCAGGUAAAGGGAGUCCCAGGAUCACCAAGCCCAGCAACUGUGUCAUCUCUUGAGCUUCAGGGUAAUGGUGGGCAGGACCUGCAGAUGCCCACUCAUCCUAUCCUGUGCUGCAGAGAGCAUGGCCUAUAUCUUUCACUGGUUUACACGUCAGACCCAAACCAGGCCUCCUACCCUGCAGCCUCCAUCCUGGUCUUAAGGCCUGAAUCCUAGAUGGCAGGAUCUGAAGCAUCUCAACCAUCACUGCCUCCAGCAGACUGCCAUGACUGAACAUGGAAUACUACUUUGUUGCAUGAAGUAGAAGCCUGUCUGGUGUCUGGUAUCCUCUAUGCCAACCUCUCCUCCACUGGGCCAGCCCUGUCCUAUAGGUCCUCUAGUGGGAAAAAGACCAUUCUUUCUGCCUUGGUAGGACAGGAUGUCCAAGGCAGCCCCAGUCACUUGGCUUUUCCUUGCACUUCUAGUGAUGUCUAAUUCCCCAUACCCCAGAGGCUGGUGGGAAAAAAGGGAAGAAGAUGGGACUCAGAGCCAGUCUUGCUCUAGCCUUGAAACUCCAGGAGGAGGAUAUAGCUGGAAUAGCAGGGACACUGGCUAUUGUGGCCUUAGGGACACCCAUUCCUGCUGGCAGCUGGACUAGUCUCUGAGUGGAAUGGGGAUACUUCGGUCUCCUUCCAGCUAAUGGCAGGAUCCGACAAUGGUGGUGAAGAACCCCUUUCCCUUCUGCACUGCCAUAGCAAACCUGGCCUGAGGGCCCUGGAGCUCCACAGAGUGCCUUUCCCUAUGCCUGCUCUUUUCUGUAGGCUUUCAAUUACAGACUCUGUGAAGGAUGGGAGUGCAGGGGAGGAGGCUGGGCCUGGGGGACAAGAGCAUUUGUGGUUCCUUCCUGAUGGUUCCUCCCUGAGCAUUUGCCUGACCUUCACACACUAGGUCAUCCUCAGUGAAAUUUCAGCCAAAGACCAGCCUGAACCACUUGCAAAAUGUUCUUAGAUGUCUCAGUUUCUCUAAAACUGUGGCCUAAUUGCCACAGUAGUACUGCCAACCUCCUACACUGUGAAUUGUACAGGCUGAGGGAAAGUGACUAUUGACACAGAAGACAUCUAACUGCAGAGAGAAUGACACAGAGGCAAAGGGCCUCCAAACCAAGCUCUUGUCCCCUUUCUGAAAAGCCCUUGGGUACCACUAGUACUGGAAGGGACACAGGCAUCCGCAAAGGCAGCUGGUGAGAGAAAGGGAGGGGCUCUGUGGGAUGCAGAAGUGGGGCACUACAUGGUGGUCUGUGCCUGUGUCUGGCCUCCUGGCUGAUGGGGAAUAAGAGGGACAACUAGAGAUGGCCGCAGCCCAGAGUCUCCUUUGUCCACCCUGAGGUUAGCUUUGGGAGUGGCAAGGGGCUCCAUGUGGCUUCCCAAGCCUUUGUAAGAAUUAAACACUUCUGGUAAGUGCUUCCUGAUACAA